AUGAGGAUGCAAGCAUUGACAUUUGUUUUGGACCCCCUGAAAUUUCCACAAAAACUCCAGCGGUAUGAAGGGAGGCAAUGGCUGCCAUUGCCACAAAUCCAUGAGAUUUUCCCAGCGGAGGCGGAGCAGAUUGAUGACGAGAUUGCCGACUUGCGACGACAAGAAGUGGAGGACCUUCGACAACUCCAAGAGGAACUGAAGAGUCAAGCUCCAAGUGAGGAGGACUUGCGCGUGGAGGCACUUCGACGUCAGCAAGAGCAGAUCGCCAGGAGAGUAAGCCUCAAGAAGGCCAAGAAGCAUCCGAGAGCUCAGAGUCCUCCGACUCCCCCUGCGCCGUGGCGCUGCUACCUGGACAUUGACACAGGCUCCUGGUACUACCACAACGAGGUGACCAAUGUCACGUCCUGGGAGUUGCCCUCAGUCCUGAUGCGCGACCGACCGCCAGCGCCACCGAAGCCCUGGCAGUUGGUGGCACACAGCUCCAGUGGCAGAUG
This is a messenger RNA of Cladocopium goreaui, 494 nucleotides long. The record is from the annotation of a GenBank genome assembly. NCBI's taxonomy places the organism in Eukaryota, Dinophyceae, Suessiales, Symbiodiniaceae.